AGCCCUUCUCCUCCCACCUUCACCACCGGCACUUGCGUGGACGUCUCCAUUUCUGGCACUCCUCUAAGGGCCCUAGCAUCUCAUCCGCAUGCCUCUGGGAUACACUCAUAUUUUGGUGGUACUCAUAAUGGCCCUGCAAUCCGACUAGUCAUGUCCCCACAGCCAGGUCCCUCAUCCAGGUACUCAGGCAUCAUUCUCCAAUCCAGCUGCUUUUUCUGGAUCAGCGUCCUCAGCGUGGACGUGGCCCGUUACGGUCCGCGUGUCAAAGGGUUAAGGUCGCGAGGGUCGAUAUAUCGACUCUUCCAUCACACAUCGCUGCUGCUGUAGAUCGUGCCUAUGGACAUCGUCCACUGCAGCAGCUACAGCCAUAAAGUCCGACGACGAUCCGUAUAUUUACAACGGGCCCUUUUCAUGGUGCUGUUGGUGCUAAUGCGAAUGGAUCAUCGGAGAGUGCCAUGCAAGUGGCUUCACUCGAUAUGUCGUUUGAAGAUCUUCCAAAUUUUGCAACAUCCUCGAGCGUUCCCUUUCUCAUCCGCUUUGCCCUAUUAUCUCCGACUACGGGGAGCCUUUGUUCGGAUUUAGUCUUGCCUGGUUUUAGGCUUUGGCGAUCUUCAGCGUCGUUGUGAUUGGGGCACAUGGCGAAGGUGCUGAUUGGGAUUGAAUAUCUUUCACUGCCGUUCACUGUACUACACAUAUAUCAUCCCAUCUCUAGUAUGUAGUUAUUUGUGUGGCUGUGAUCUUAGUCCAGAGGGUUCGUUUCGGGCCGCAUUCGGCAAAUCUCGCUGUUCCCCCGCAAGUUGUGCUGCACAAAGUCGACGUCUGCCCCACCAAUCGCCAUCCUCUUUAUUGCUCUUUACACGUCGCCGUGAAGCCGACUGCCGAGGGAUGCGAUGCCCAGACUAGUCCACCCACCCACCACGCUGCGCAAUCGCAAUCGAAUCACCAACAAAUAUCGCCUGAAAAUCAUUCAUGGAAACAUCGACACGGAUCCUGUUAUACCAGAUGAGGACGAUGAGAAGAACCGGUCGAACUUGGCGGUUGCAGGUGUUGACCAGGAGGAUGCGAAUGAACAUCAUCUCCUCGCCGUCCUUUCUGAGGCACAACGUACUUAUUCGUCAUCGUCACCGCGAUCAACCAGAAAUGCACACGAAAAGAAGCCCUCAGCUGCAACUAUCGCAUAUAUUCCCACCCCCGAUUCGACUGGAGUUGUCGACGGUUAUGAACUCCUGUACCCUGCCGAUCGUUGGAAGGACCCGGUCUCAUACGUGGCCUCGUCGUUAACGGUGGAAGACACAACCGACUACUCCCUUGCUCACGACUGUACAUACUACAUGGAUGAACGCGACAAGGAAUGGCUGGACAAGAACAAUGAAGAGGCUCGCGGCGAAGGGACUAGCGUACAAGGUGCCAUUGCAUCAACUUCUGGGAUGCGAGCCUCUGCUCGGAGCUCCAAGGCGAAAGGAAAGGAGCCUGAGCAGGGCCAGCCUGUCGCCCUCACUGAAGACGAAUUCGAACUCGUCGUUGGUCUAUUUGAACAAAUUACCCAUGAGAAAACAGAGCAUCUCCAUUUGAGUCUGGGCGGCAUGCCAUUCCCAGCAUUCUCCGAAUACCAGGACGCUUUUUCUUCCACCCUUCCUGCCUCAAGAUUCGAUUCCUUCGUCGUCCCUUCCUGGCUCCCCUCUCCUUCCAAUCUGGUUCGGAUGGCCCGCGCUGUCUAUCCUCACUGGAAAGAACGGAGACUGGAACGAGAAGGACGUCGAAUCAUGCCAAUGCUCAAUGGUGACGAAAACGAUCUUCCUAACGAAUCUUAUGUCUGCUUUCGGCGGCGAGAAAUCAAAGCGGUUCGCAAGACCAGGGCUCAACAAACUAGUUCUUCGGAGAAGUUUCUGCGCCUGCAAGGGGAAUUUGCGUAUCCAUUCGAUUUGGCUCAGGCCGUAUUGGCUCGCGAGAUGCUCAAAGCUGAAAGUGCUCGACACUCACAAAGCGUAUGGGAGAAGCGGAUGGCUGUGGCUGAUGUCAAGCGGAAGUUUCCGACUCUGGUUGAGAAAGCCGAUGAAGAACUACUGCAUGACAAGGAGCGUCCUUCGAAGAGACAAGAAACGUCACGCGCGGCCGGUCUCAAACUGCGCACUCCGCAUGAAUCAACCAUUCCUGCGCCGAGGCCCGAGCCCAUGAUCAGACCACAUGCAAGAGCAGCGAUGAUUCAGAGCAGGAUUGAGAUCGAGUUGAGUCGCCAGAAAGAUCAUGGCUGGGACGAUGGUGUCAGCUCCUCAUUCCAAGCACCUCCUGUGCCCAUUUCGUCGCGCUCAUUCAAGUUUGGCGCUGGGACUGGACACGCGCUUAGCCCCUGUGCCGUGCGGCUACGCCGUGGCCGAGGUGGUCGUAUGCUUGUGGAUCGACGCCUCGCUGCUCCGUAUUCGCCUUCCACUCUGCGGAGCAGUCGGUCCUCCCUUUUCCGGUCACCACACGACAACGACGAAGAAGAUCCAGAGCUGGUCCGGCGCUUGGAGGAGCGAUGGCGGUUUGACGCGGAUGAUUGUCCAGACGGUUCAGAUGAGCAAGAUCGAGUCCUGGUCGAUGAGUUCGAUGCCAAAUAUCUGCGCCAUUCCGGGUGUUUGUUGACAGACAAUGACCAGCAAGGCCUCAACACAGAUACUACCUUGCAUUUCAACUCAGCAGAGGGUCGUGAGAUCGUCACCGUACCGGGUUUUAAGCUGGGACUCCCUCAUUUCCCUCGUCAAGCCAGUCAUGGGGUGCUACGUUCGUAUCCAAUGAUCUCACAGCAGGGCCUUGUCAACGGCACCCCGAUUGCGAAUCAGGUCAAGAAGAUGGCAUCGAUGGGCAGUCACCAACAUCUCCGAAUCUCAGCGAACGGGGGGAUGCGACCACCCAGUUUGCCCCCGAGUCAGUCUGGACAAACCUCUCCUCAACCGGCGACGCCGAAUCCUGUUCGAGCCCCGAUCACCGUGCCCCAUCUCCAGGUCGAAUCCGUUCCAGACGGGUUGAUUCCUACCCAUAGUCCUGCAGAAGCUGCGAACAUUCUGCAACCACAUACGUCUGAGACGACAAAUAACAUGAAUGGGAUGAAUGGUUCUGGUGUUCCCACUCGGCCAAAGUCGCAGAACACCCAUCUCCCGAGCAACUAUCUAAUGAUGAAUGGAACCAUGACCAACGGUGCCAUGAAUGGAUAUCUGGCGAACGGCUCUCCGUACCUUGGCUCGACGUCCAGUCUGAGCAUACAACAGAUGCAGAACCUCAAGUCCGCAUUCGCAAAUACCCACAGCGGGAUGGAUCCACACACUGUACAGAACAACAUCAGCCGACAGCCGCAGGUCGCAGUGCCGGGAUACAAUGUUCACGCAGGCACGUUCAAUAUGGCCAUCAAUCCGGGAACCAACAUCAACCUCAAGCUUCCUCCCAAUCGGCAGCUCAAUUGGUCCGCUCCGAUGCGACCGAAUUCGGCUAAUGGCCUGGAUCACUCUGCCCUGAGUGCUGCUCUGAAUGGUGCUAUGAACGGCAUGGGCAAUGGCAUGGGCAACAUGCACAGCAUGUCCAUGAAUGGAAACGGGAAUGUCAUGAGUGGGAACCUUGUGAACGGCAGCAGCUCUUUAAACGGUGCGAUGGGCAUGACCCUCCCCGGGUCAUUGUCCCCCACUCCCAACCACCACCCCGUCCCAGUCCGAACACCAUCUGCGAACGGUUCCCACAAUGGGAUGUCGAUGUCGAUGUCGCCGCCGCACAUGCAGCUUUCGCCUUCUCCCCACCUCCACCACACUCCGUCGCCCAUGCAAUCUCCUCCGAGGCAACACAUGGCCCCCAUGCAGCUCGGUUCGCCAGCUCUCACUCAUCAGCAACCUGUUGGAGGUUUUCAGAAUGUCUAUUGAAUCAUGCGCUCACCUAUCCUUACGAAUAUAUUAAAGAUACCCCCACUCUGUUGCUGCUUGAACAUGUAUUCAUUUGUACCAUAGAAUUUCUACGCAGAUCAGAAACCAUAACGUGACUGCUAUUUCCUUCUUGCCUCUUACCAUGUCGUCGCGUCCUGAACUGACGUCUUUGCCUUCUGCCACUGCCGUACCCAAACGUCGCACGAGACUCCUCAACUCCACAUCUCCUGCAUCGGCGCGCCGUGCAUCUGUGUCGGGGGGCGUAGGGCAAAAGGCCCUGCGGACAUCAAAGACUUCCCAGAAACUAGUCGUCCUUCCCUCGGCACCCCAGACUAAGCCUCUGCCGGAGGAUGAAGACCCCGCGUUUGGGUACGAAACUGACGCGGGGGUACGUGAAUACAAGAGCUCAGCUGAGCGCAUGACGAAGGAGCAAAGGAAACGCGCGGGGCACAAACGCAUCACCGUGUAUUGCAUCUGCGAAUCAUUCAAGACGAAGCUAUUGAGUUCUUUCCUGAAAAGAGAGCACAACGUCGCGCCGAGAGUGUUUGACGAGGCGCUCUAUGUCAUGUACCACUUGCCCUUGUUACCUGGAUAUGGGCCGAACGUCAGCCUCAGGUCAUCUCUGGUGCACAAAUCUCGGAUGGCGAGGUCUAUUCUGACGCGUCUGUCGGAGGCAGAAGAGGACGGAUACCAGGGGACAUAUUUCCCACCUCAGCACUCGCCCGAGGCUCAUCCCGACGGAUACAUCAGCUCCUCUUCCCCGGUGUUUUCGAGGCCCCACUACUCGGCUUCUCACGAAGUGCAUGCUUCUGACGCGGAUACCGAGGUGGAGCCUAUUCAUGCCCCGAGUAUCAGUGUGGGCGAGAUGUCCGCAGGCGAAAGUUUGCCGACUCCAUACUCGGACGAGAUCCCUCGCAGCGAACAGCUUCCCUCGUCGUCAUUUCAAGAUGAGGAAGUUGCGGAGGCUGUGUUCUUUGCGUAUGGCGUUGUUGUCUUCUUUGGUUUCGAAGAGGCGCAAGAACGGAGUAUUCUUGAGGAUCUCGAUGUCGCCGGGAUCAUGAAGAAGAAAAUUCCGGAAGAUGACUGGGAGAUCGAGGAAUGCCAUUUUGCUCAUGAUCGACACAUCGCCUAUCCGCGGAUCUAUAAUGAUUUCUUUACGCUGAAAUCUCGUUCUCAUCUGCUGAAGCUCUCGAUCGCGCACGCACUUGCUCAAUCAACGCUUCUAGCCCACUAUGAGACCACGGCGCAGCGGGUUCUUUCGUCUCCUCAGACUUUGUCUAUUCCUCAACAGCUGGCAACUUCCGGUGCUCUGCAGCUCAAACGCCGCGAGGCACUCAAGUUGACUGGCAGUUUGUUCAAAUUGAGGCAAGACAUCAAUUUGGUCAGUAAUGUGUUGGAUGUGCCCGAGCUGUUCUGGAGCGAGGCAAGUUUGAAAGAGUUGUAUGAUGCUGUCAGGGAAUACAUGGAGAUCAAGGGCCGAGUCCAGGGGCUGAACGAGAAGCUAGGCGUCGCUAGUAGCUUCCUCGACGCGAUCCAUGACCACCUCAACAACUUUGCGAUGGAGCGCAUUACUUGGAUCAUCAUCUGGUUGAUCGUGGCUGCCAUUCUUGUCGAGAUGGGUGAGGUAUUGGCGCGUCUCAUCGUCCAUGCGACAACUAGGCAGUCAGUAGCUGUUCCAGCCUCCUUAACCAGGGAGGAGGUGCUGUUGACCUUGGAGCGGAUGAUGAAUGCAGGCAGUAGCAAAUGA
Messenger RNA from Mycena citricolor, 5631 nucleotides. Lineage: Eukaryota; Fungi; Basidiomycota; Agaricomycetes; Agaricales; Mycenaceae. The record is from the annotation of a GenBank genome assembly.